Mesorhabditis spiculigera is the source of this 573-nucleotide messenger RNA. NCBI's taxonomy places the organism in Eukaryota, Metazoa, Nematoda, Chromadorea, Rhabditida, Rhabditidae. The record is from the annotation of a GenBank genome assembly.
AUGGGUGACGUUGAAGUCGAAACGCCGACCGAGGCCAGGACGCUGCCGGCUGGCCUCUAUGGCCCCGGACCGUGCGAAGGGGUUGAAUAUCCCUUGACCGUCGCAUAUUGCGGCGCCUGCUCGCUGCCUUGCGAAUAUUGCGAGUUCGCUGGGAUGAAGGAUGCUUGUCGCGAGUGGGCUGAGAAGAACGUCCCAGGCAUGCUGGAGAAACUGGAGGUGGCGCCUGCUGAUGAGGAUGAAAAGAAGCAUCAGAAACGCGGCGGAAAGGGCAAUAAACCGGGCGGAGGUGCCGAGAAAAAGAAGGCGGCCGCCGGACCCUCGAAAGUAACCCUGCAGCGAGAGCCGCGGGGAAAGAAGAGCGUGACUGUCAUUCGAGGCCUCGCGGCAAACGGAAUCGACUUGAAGCAGGCAUCCAAGCAGUUCGCAUCGAAGUUUGCUUGUGGAAGCUCGGUAACUGCCGCUGAUGAGAUCGUCAUUCAAGGAGACGUCAAGGACAAUCUUUUCGACUUCAUCCCGCUGAAGUGGCCUCAAAUUGAAGAAGAUUUAUUGGACGACCUCGGUGAUAAGAAACGU